AUGUCCACUGAGGAUUGUUUGACAAAUAGAUUAUUCGGUUGUGCAAUAGGACAAGCAAUACUGUACUACACAUGGUACCAGUCGGAUUCCUCGGUCACAAAUUUGAUGGGACCUAACCAAGGUUAUUUCAGGAUUCUUGAUAGCGUCAGAAAUAUAUGGGGUUCACAGAACCACGGGGACUUGUUCAAUUUCCUUAUAGUCUCUCACUCAGGAGCACAGUUGUAUCAGCUCACCGAGGCCAUCAUGAUCGUUCUAGUGCAAUGGUUUUUCGUUCGGGCCAUCUGGCCUUCACUGGUAUACAAUCUUUGGUCGAGGGAUCUUCUGGUCGGGGCCAUACAAGACAACGAGAUCGUUAUAUUCAUUGCAAUUUGCACUUCGACUGCUGCGGAUCUCUACAUUGCCGUCUCUCUAUGUCUAGUGCUGCAUGGUGCACGCACUGGUUUCAGAAGUGUAAUCGCCAUGAUAUUUUACCUGCCGGUGGGAUCGAUCUAUGCUAACUCUCUCCUUGCUGCGCUCAAUAUCCGAAAACGUGUCAGUGAAGCGGGUGCUGCGGCUCACAAUUCGGUCGUUGUCCCCAAUAUAAAUACAGACCAUUUGGGCCUGCAGAACCACCAAGAAAGUGACGAACUACAUGGUCUACCGGACUCGCAGCCCACGGCUGAUAUUGAGUUAGCAGACAACGCUGAAUCGGCGGCCCAGUGGCGACUGGCUUGA
Messenger RNA from Postia placenta MAD-698-R-SB12, 714 nucleotides. RefSeq lists its product as hypothetical. The coding region runs from base 1 to 714 and encodes 237 amino acids. NCBI's taxonomy places the organism in Eukaryota, Fungi, Basidiomycota, Agaricomycetes, Polyporales, Adustoporiaceae. The record is from RefSeq and is a predicted model, not a curated record. The transcript has 14 exons.